Messenger RNA from Effrenium voratum, 1222 nucleotides. Lineage: Eukaryota; Dinophyceae; Suessiales; Symbiodiniaceae. The record is from the annotation of a GenBank genome assembly.
AGAUAUGUGAGUGACAAAUUGGUAUGGACAAACGAUGCUACAGUCUUGGCAGUCGUCCAAGCAGACUGGCCGCGGCAGCCUUGGAUGAAUUCGGGAUUUGCACCUCCCCGUGGCAGCAUGGGUUGAACGCAAAGAGGUUUGAAGCCCGGUUCGUGGCAGUCAUGGACGGCGAAGAAUCGCCAAUGGCGGAGAUGUUUACUCUAUUCCCGCACGAGUCGGCUGUCGUCAUGCAGCGCGGCAUUGAACUUGGCAUCAUUUGCAGUUGCUUUUUGGUGCUUCACUGCUGGCUGCUAGUCUGGCAAUUCUGGCGAUCCCAGGAUGAAACGGAUUUCAUCUUGCGGCUCCUUUGCCUGGCGCGGAUUGUUUGCGCAAUCCCGAGGCCCUAUUUUUGGAUUCGCACCCGGCGGCUCUUUGUCCAGGCUCGGUACCAGCCCACCCCGCAGCUGGUCACCAGAAGAUUGCUGGAUGUCUACUGCAAUCCUUUCGGCAUUGAGAAAGCGCUGCUGCUCUUCUACUAUGGCUGGCUGGCUGCAGUGACUCUUGUGGUCUUCGUCUUCCGGCUGUACCCGGAGGAGUCAGACUUUACCCAGGAGAUAUGGCGACACUGUCUCUUCAAUUUCAUCAGCAUAGCGGUGCACAGGAUACUUUGCGUGUUGCUCUUCUAUUACCUGAUGAAGUCGGAUUUCAAGCGUGGCAUUCCCCACGAAAUGCUGGAGAAGUACAGCAAGCGUAUAGCGUUCCAGAGCUCCUUGUCGCAGCUCUCAGGUGAUAUGGAGUGCAGCAUCUGCUUCGGACCCUACUGCGAUGGUGAGGAAGUUCGCAAGCUCGGCUGCCAGCACCACUUUCACCGGAAUUGUGUGGACGAAUGGUUGCUCGGUCACCAAAACCGCUGCCCUUUGUGCCUCUCAGUCGUUGGACCAUCCGAAUCACCCGGAUCAAGGCUGGCACUGUAAGGCUGAUUGCCUGGCACAGUUGCGACGUGUCUCACCUGUAUCUUUGCUUUCAUUUGAACGUUCCAAAAAGCCCGGUGUCAAUGUACAGGCAAGAGUCAAGGUUUCAUAGGGGGUUGGCAGCUCUGGCGAGUGCUGCUGAAACAGCAGCGGGGCAGUUGUUGUUUGACCUCAGCCGAUGGGCAAUGACUAGCCUGCGGGCCUUCGGGAGAAGCGCAUGGCAUUUGUGCCCCAGCUGUGGUUGGUGCCCAGCCAAAGUCUUUGGCUCCCGC